UGGACGAGUGUCGGCCGGGGUCUCUCUGCAGCGAUUUGGGUUUUGUGUGUUUGAAGCUGAGAUUGGUUAAAAGCGAGAGAACCUGGAAAGAGAAAGCUUCCCCUAGCCUUCUUUUCUUUGAAUUGCGACCCAGGUCCAAGAUGAACAAAGUCUGUGCUAUUUUUGGAGGCUCCCGGGGUAUUGGCAAGGCAGUAGCCCAGUUAAUGGCCCAGAAAGGCUACCGACUGGCGAUCAUCGCCAGGAAUCUGGACGUGGCCAAAGCCGCCGCCGGUGAGCUCGGCGGGAAUCAUUUGGCACUUAGCUGUGAUGUUUCUAAAGAACAUGAUGUUCAAAAUACAUUUGAAGAGAUGGAGAAACAUUUAGGUCAAAUAAAUUUCUUGGUAAAUGCAGCUGGUGUUAACAGGGAUAGUCUUUUAGUAAGAACAAAAACUGAAGAUAUGAUAUCGCAGCUUCAUACAAACCUCUUGGGCUCCAUGCUGACAUGUAAAGCUGCCUUGAGGACUAUGAUUCAACAACAGAGAGGGUCUAUUGUUAACGUAGGCAGUAUUGUUGGUUUAAAAGGCAAUUCUGGUCAGAGUGUGUACAGUGCCAGUAAAGGAGGAUUAGUUGGAUUUUCACGUGCGCUUGCUAAAGAGGUGGCAAGGAAGAAGAUUAGAGUGAAUGUAGUUGCACCAGGAUUCAUUCAUACAGAUAUGACUAAGGACUUGAAAGAAGAACAUUUAAAGAAAAACAUUCCUCUUGGGAGGUUUGGUGAAACUAUUGAGGUGGCACAUGCGGUUGUGUUUCUUUUAGAAUCGCCGUAUGUUACCGGGCAUGUUCUAGUUGUGGAUGGGGGAUUGCAACUCACCAUGUAAUUGCAGCUGUAAUGGUGGCUAGAAUCAAGGACAUACUUUGUUCGGCUGUUGAUUGGACAGUCAUACCUGUGCACAUGGGUCACAUUUGCUAAUCAGACCUUUAAUGCUACAAAUAAUGAUUUCUAAUUUUAUAUGAAUAUAUUUGAAAAUAAGGUCUGAUCAAUUUGUAUUUUAUUGUAGCAUCUAUUUUUAUAGGUUAUUGAAAUUUUAGUAUGAAGACAUUUUACCAGGGAUAUAAUCCAGUAUUUAUCUAUAUA
Messenger RNA from Castor canadensis (American beaver), 1111 nucleotides. RefSeq names its product carbonyl reductase 4 (gene Cbr4). The record is from RefSeq and is a predicted model, not a curated record. Lineage: Eukaryota; Metazoa; Chordata; Mammalia; Rodentia; Castoridae. Gene Ontology annotation, biological process: fatty acid biosynthetic process. Gene Ontology annotation, molecular function: oxidoreductase activity, acting on the CH-OH group of donors, NAD or NADP as acceptor; quinone binding.